UGCAAGGCGUUCAAGAGUGACGGUGUAUCCGGGAGACAGCCGGUGGGCUGCAGAGAAAGUUGUUCACUUUACCUUUGAUAAUUUGCACUGCAAUUAUUUUCUUGUUGGUUUGAUUGCAGUUUAAAGCCGCUGGGAUGGCUUUCGAUGUCAGACGACUUGAUAUCUACAGGAAAGUACCAAAAGACCUUACACAGCCCACAUACACAGGAGCUUUUAUUUCCAUCUGCUGCUGCGUGUUCAUGCUGUUCCUUUUCCUGUCAGAACUGACUGGCUUCAUUGCCACUGAAAUAGUGAAUGAAUUGUACGUGGAUGACCCUGACAAAGAUAGUGGAGGAAAAAUUGAAGUGAAUCUAAAUAUCAGUUUACCUAACCUUUCGUGCGAUGUUGUUGGACUAGACAUUCAAGAUGAAAUGGGAAGACAUGAAGUUGGCCAUAUUGAUAACUCCAUGAAACUUCCUCUAAAUAAUGGCCAAGGCUGUAGGUUUGAGGGACAAUUCAGUAUUAAUAAAGUUCCUGGUAAUUUCCAUGUGUCCACACACAGUGCCACUGCGCAACCAGAUAACCCAGACAUGACUCACGUAAUUAACAAGCUGACAUUUGGUGAAAUAAUAGAGGUUAAAAAUGUUCAAGGUGCUUUUAAUGCCUUAGCUGGAACGGAUAAACUUAGUUCAAAUGCUCUAGCAUCGCAUGACUAUGUACUGAAGAUAGUCCCUACAGUGUAUGAAGAUCUAAAGGAAAAACAACGCUUUUCCUAUCAGUACACAGUGGCACAAAAGGAAUAUGUGGCAUAUAGUCACACAGGCCGUAUUAUACCUGCCAUCUGGUUUCGAUAUGACCUCAGCCCAAUCACUGUCAAAUACGUUGAAAGACAACAGCCAUUAUACAGGUUUAUUACAACAAUUUGUGCAAUCAUUGGAGGAACAUUUACAGUUGCUGGGAUCAUAGACUCUUGCAUUUUUACAGCAUCUGAAGCCUGGAAGAAGAUUCAGCUGGGCAAAAUACACUAGCAACAAUGUAUGCAAUUACUGAGCCAGUCCAGUUUGCAAGUAACUGACUUAAAAUGAACUGAGAUUUUUAUUUAUGCUGGACUACCAACCAGAGUCAUUCAAAGUUACAGCUAGAUUUUGGGUAAUUCUGUUUCAUUCUGUAGUCAUUAAGAAGUGAAAUGUGUUGCGCAAGAUGUUUGAAUAUCUAAAUGAAUGACAAAGUAACUCAUGCACAUCUGUCUUUAAUAAUAUUACAUUAUAUUCUGAUGUAAAUUGAUAACAUUGUUGAAGAAAACAUCUAAAGCUGAAAGAGUUGUUGAGAAAAAUAGAAUUUGUCUUUUCUGAUCUUAAAGCCAAACAAAAACAGUGGACAAUGAAGAGACACCUGAUUUUGUUCUGUUUUACAUUUUUAUGCAACAGGAUUAAAGUUAGAUUUUGUUUAGUUCCUUUAACAAAGUUCAACAUACCAUUUAACACAUCAAUUUGGAUAUCAGUUUUUAUGUUAUAUAAAAGUACUAUCUUUUGGCUGUGUCUUUACAUAGAACAAUAAAGCACAGUAACAGGCUCUUGGGCCCACCAUGUCUGUGCCGACCAUGAUGCUAUUCUGAACUAAUUUAAUCUGGCUGCACGUGGUCCGUGUCUCUCUAUUCCCUGCCUGUUCAUGUGUCUAGCUAAACGUUUCUUAAACUGUGCUAUCAUAUCUGUUUCCACCACCUUCCCUGGCAAUAUGUUCCAGGCAGGAUCAGAAGUUUAAUUUGCAUUGUUAUAUCUUACUGUCUGUAUGUAAAACGUGCAUAUUUUGAAUGGCAUGUUGGUAGUUUUGUUUUAAAGAACACUUGCACAUAAAUUUUGUGACUGCUUUUGAGGGCUAUAAUCAGUGCUUAAAAUUGAAAAUUAGGAUCUAUAUUUAUAUUAGUAUACCAUUUUGUCCAUAGUUAUUUACUGGUACUUUAAUGUAUUCAAAGUUCAUUGGAUGCAAAUAAUCUCCAUGCUGGAAUUUUAGGUAACUGUAAGCAAUUACUUGAUGGGUUUAAAAAAACAGUAUUUAUCUGAAGUGAAUCAUCAAAUAGGAAUUAAUGCUUUUAUCCCCGUAUGGUUAGUGAAGAUGCAGAGACACUCAAAAUUUCAAGGUGCAGCUAUAAAUGAAAAUAUAUAAACACUCUAUUUCAGUAGGUACUUAGCUAAUAGAAAACCAGUUACAACAUGGGGAAACUGAAAUAAAUCGCCUGAGAGAAAUGUUGAAAAUUGUACCUUGUCGGUGGAACAGAUGAGCAGUGAUAUUUAAAUAUUUUUCUCCAACGUACAGUGCCAAAUGUCUUGAAUAACGAUAUGAUUCAUUCCUCUAAAUUUAUUUUUAAAGUUUAUAAUAAAGUCAUUUAAAAUGCAGUAUUUGGUGCUCCAGAACUAUGAAGAAGCCAAUAUAAAUCAGUAAACAUCUGUGAGGUAAAAAUUUAAAGCAGGGUCAUGUAAGGAAAGAGAUAGUAGGAACUGCAGAUGCUGGAGAAUCUGAGAUAACAAGGUGUAGAG
This is a messenger RNA of Rhincodon typus (whale shark), 2513 nucleotides long. It is a transcript of the gene ergic1, whose product is annotated as endoplasmic reticulum-golgi intermediate compartment 1. The record is from RefSeq and is a predicted model, not a curated record. Gene Ontology annotation, cellular component: endoplasmic reticulum; COPII-coated ER to Golgi transport vesicle; endoplasmic reticulum membrane. The transcript has 10 exons. Bases 135 to 1007 code for a protein of 290 amino acids. Gene Ontology annotation, biological process: retrograde vesicle-mediated transport, Golgi to endoplasmic reticulum; endoplasmic reticulum to Golgi vesicle-mediated transport. Lineage: Eukaryota; Metazoa; Chordata; Chondrichthyes; Orectolobiformes; Rhincodontidae.